Molecule: messenger RNA, 777 nt
Organism: Acaulospora morrowiae
Lineage: Eukaryota; Fungi; Glomeromycota; Glomeromycetes; Diversisporales; Acaulosporaceae
Source: the annotation of a GenBank genome assembly
AAGAGAGGGGCGGUGUUCGAGAAAGAAUUCCAGAAGACAGGAGUGGUGUUCGAGAAAGAAUUCCAGAAGACAGGAGUGGUGUUCGAGAAAGAAUUCCAGAAGAUAGGAGUAGUGUUCGAGAAAGAAUUCCAGAAGAUAGGAGUGGAGCCCGAGAAAGAAUAUUUGAAGAUAGGGAAAUCCGAGAAAGGGUUUUGGGAGACAAGCUUAGAGAGAGAAUCAAUGAGGACAAACCCAAGGAGAGAAUCCCGGAUAAUAGAUUAAGAAUUAAAGAAAAAUUUUCAAGUGACAGAUUAGGAGAGAGAAAUUCAGAUGAAAAACAAUUGAAUGAUAAGAUAAGGGAGAAAGACUUGGAGGAGAAUCCUAGAGAAAAAAAUGCGGAUGAUAAAACGAAAAGCGAAAAAAUAAGGGAGAGAAAUCAGGAAGAUAGGUUAAGGGAAAAAAUUAUAGAUGAUCGGGAAAGACCUUCGGAAGAUAGAACAAAAGAAAAGACUUUGGAUGACAAAUCAAAUGAAAAGUCAGAGGAAAAGGUGAAAGAAGAUAGAUUAAGAGCAAAAUCUAGAACGAGAGAAUUAGAGUCAAGAGACACUAUAAAGUCUAAAGCUAGGGAUAAAGAAUACGAAAAACUGACUGAAAAGGAUAAGGCUUCACGGCCACGAGAUAAGGAGAAUUUUGAAGAGCGAGGAAGGAGCCGUAAUGUUAAAGGCAUUGACCGGGAUGAAGAAGAUCGCGGUCGCGGAAAGUCUGAUACUCGCGAGCAUGACACUGAAGAACGGGGGC